Populus trichocarpa (black cottonwood) is the source of this 1236-nucleotide messenger RNA. Its product is annotated as CDP-diacylglycerol--inositol 3-phosphatidyltransferase 1. Lineage: Eukaryota; Viridiplantae; Streptophyta; Magnoliopsida; Malpighiales; Salicaceae. Gene Ontology annotation, cellular component: membrane; Golgi apparatus. Gene Ontology annotation, molecular function: CDP-diacylglycerol-inositol 3-phosphatidyltransferase activity. The record is from RefSeq and is a predicted model, not a curated record. The transcript has 11 exons. Gene Ontology annotation, biological process: phosphatidylinositol biosynthetic process. Bases 375 to 1070 code for a protein of 231 amino acids.
AAUGACUAAAAAGAUGCCCUCAUUGCUUAGUUAUCAACUAUUUAAACUUAAUACUCCAUGAGAAAUAAAAUUUCUAUCCAUUAAUUUACAUAAUUAGCCAGCAAAAUCAAGCAAAUUACAGAUUCCCCACCACCUCCUUCCCUCCUGCCUUCCAGCUCCAGCUCCCUCCCUGUCCCAAACAAAUCAAAUCCACUUGCUAGCUAACUAUAAUCAGAACCCUAAAAACCCAAACUUUAGUUUUAAUCCGCAAUUAACCCUUUAAAACACAAAGAGCCCAUAUCUUCUUUCUUGGGUUUUCUGCCACUACUCUCUUGUUUGGUCUAUUCACUGCUGUUACCUCUGUAUCAUCACAGCUGUGAUAGAAAGCUUCUUCAAUGGCUAAAAACAACAAGUCAAGACCAAUAAAACCAAGCAAAUUAAGUGUUUAUCUUUACAUUCCUAAUAUUAUUGGGUAUACAAGAGUGCUCAUGAAUUGCUAUGCAUUUGCUAUAUGUUUUUCUAACAAAUGGCUAUUUUGUGCUCUUUAUUUUAUCAGCUUUGUUUGUGAUGGUAUCGAUGGUUGGGCUGCUCGCAAAUUCAAUCAAGUUUCGACUUUUGGAGCUGUUUUGGACAUGGUAACGGACAGGAUUAGCACAGCUUGCCUGCUAGUAAUCCUUUCCCAAGUAUACAGGCCUGGCAUGGUUUUUCUGUCAUUGCUUGCCCUUGAUAUUGGUAGCCACUGGCUGCAGAUGUACAGUACCUUCUUGCUAGGCAAAGCUAGCCACAAGGAUGUGAAAGAUAGUACUAAUUGGCUUUUCAAGGCUUACUAUGGAAAUCGUAUGUUUAUGGCUUAUUGUUGCGUGGCAUGUGAGGUUCUUUAUAUUUCCCUGUUUCUUCUUGCACAAAAUGAAACUGAAAAAAAGUUGAUGGAUGUUUUAAAGGCUUCUAUAACAGAGGGUUCACUCGUCUCUGUCCUGGUUGUUUUAAGUUUGUUUGGAUGGGCAAUCAAGCAACUUGUGAAUAUCAUCCAGAUGAAAACUGCUUCGGAUGUUUGUGUGCUUCAUGAUAUCAACAAAAAGGAGAGGCCAUGAUGAUUUUUUCAGUUUGUAUAAUUCCAGGGCCUUAGCUGCAUCAGACUUGAUAACGUACAGUCUGUUAGUCUUCAUUUCUAUUGUUGAAACUUGAAAGUGCCGAAUUUCAAUUGAUGUUGCAACGUGAAAAGCUUAUACUUAUAUAACAGGCCAUGAAUUUAAAACA